Messenger RNA from Cannabis sativa, 1512 nucleotides. RefSeq lists its product as uncharacterized. NCBI's taxonomy places the organism in Eukaryota, Viridiplantae, Streptophyta, Magnoliopsida, Rosales, Cannabaceae. The transcript has 7 exons. The record is from RefSeq and is a predicted model, not a curated record. Bases 238 to 1215 code for a protein of 325 amino acids.
AAGAACACUCUAAAAGAUAACUCUUAUUGGAGAUAGUUUAACAUAGUAGGGGUUUUGAGAGUUUUGGUAAGGUGGCACACGUGGAAGCUGUGUGUUAUUAUCAUCAUUCAUCAUCGUCAUCCAUGAUUUCCUGGGAAACGGAACCCUUGUAGGUUGUAUCCCUUUUUCCUUUCUGGCUGUCUGCCGAUUCAAUUCAAUUCAAUUCGAUUAGUGAGUGAAGCAAGCAAGCUAGCUCAGAUGAACUCUUUGACUAUAAAACCCUCUUUUCCACCAAAAUCUUUACUUUCUUCCUCUUCUUCAUUUUCUUUCUCUCACUUACAUUCUUCGAUUUGGUUCCCGGUUAAGCCAAAAUAUGUAGGAAGAAGAUUGACUUUGAAGAUCCAAGCUUACGAUUCUUCCAAUCCUAAUGCCGAUUCCAAGCCCCCAAAUGGAGCUCUGCCAAAUAGUAGGAGAGAACUUCUAUUAGAGUACGUAAAGAAUGUUCAACCAGAAUUCAUGGAGGUUUUCGUGAAAAGGGCGCCCCAACAGGUUGUUGAUGCCAUGCGCCAAACAGUGACCAACAUGAUAGGAACACUGCCCCCGCAGUUUUUUGCAGUAACAGUCUCCACGGUCGCUGAAAAUCUUGCUCAGCUAAUGUACAGCGUCAUGAUGACUGGAUAUAUGUUUAAGAAUGCACAAUAUCGGUUGGAACUUCAGCAGAGUCUGGAGCAGGCUGCACUUCCUGAUGUCCAAGAGAAGAAGGAUGCACCAGAUUAUGCACCUGGGACGCAGAAGAAUGUGUCUGGUGAAGUUAUUCGGUGGAAUAACGUUUCUGGUGCUGAGCGAAUUGAUGCUAAAAAAUAUAUCGAGCUACUUGAAGCAGAGAUUGAGGAAUUGAAUCGACAAGUAGACAGGAAAUCUUCAAAUGGACAAAAUGAGUUGUUGGAAUAUCUAAAGUCUCUUGAGCCACAAAAUUUGAAGGACUUGACAAGUAGUGCUGGUGAAGAUGUUGUGCUUGCAAUGAAUACAUUCAUCAAGCGGUUAUUGGCUGUUUCAGAUCCUGCCCAAAUGAAGACGAGCUUAACAGAGACGACUGCGCCUGAACUUGCGAAGUUGCUCUAUUGGCUGAUGGUGGUUGGGUACAGCCUGCGUAACAUUGAAGUUCGCUUUGACAUGGAGCGAGUUCUUGGCACUCCUCCAAAGCUUCAAGAGUUGCCCCCAGGAGAAAAUUUGUAAGAAUUAUGGGGAGAGCUGCAUACAUAUGAAUUUAUAAAUUUUCUUAUGAUAGAGAAUUUGUGGUGAUUAUAUGUCUAAUUUAAAAUUAGCUUAGGAUCAAACUUAAUAUAUGACAAUUGUUGGUUUUUUUUUUUUUUUGGGAAACGAUUGUUGGGUUAGAGGGCAAAGUUUUUGCAUGCCGCACACCUUCCUCUAGUAUUUGGUGAAAUUUUUGUGUGUUUCGAAAACCAUCUUGUAAUAUUAAAAUUGAGUGUAAUUCGGAGUAAUUAUAAUAUCUGGCGUGUUUGUUUAACUAAA